Messenger RNA from Balaenoptera ricei (Rice's whale), 6800 nucleotides. It is a transcript of the gene ZFAT, whose product is annotated as zinc finger and AT-hook domain containing. The record is from RefSeq and is a predicted model, not a curated record. Gene Ontology annotation, molecular function: RNA polymerase II cis-regulatory region sequence-specific DNA binding; DNA-binding transcription factor activity, RNA polymerase II-specific. The transcript is spliced from 28 exons. NCBI's taxonomy places the organism in Eukaryota, Metazoa, Chordata, Mammalia, Artiodactyla, Balaenopteridae. Gene Ontology annotation, biological process: regulation of DNA-templated transcription. Bases 1666 to 5373 code for a protein of 1235 amino acids.
GAGGGAGCGGGAGCGGGAGCGGGAGCGGGAGCGAGGGUGGGGGCCGCGGCGGGCGGCCCGGCGGCCUCCUCGCGCGACCCCCGAGCCCCUCGCCCGGUCCCUCGGCCGGAGACCGCCAGCAAAACUCGGGGGGAAGCCUUGCUGGACCGGACGAAAGCGAGAGGGACCCGGAGGACCCGCCUGGAUGGGGACCAGAGAGGAACAGAUCUGCCUGCUAACCCUAUCAAACCUUGUGUCCUUGCGCUGCAUUCAUUUAAUGACCUCGCCCUUUGUUGCGGCAUGCAGGAUCUAGUUCCCGGACCAGGGAUCGAACCCGGGCCCCCUGCAUUGGGAGCGCAGAGUCUUAACCACUGGGCCACCAGUUACCAAAAUCCCAGCAGGAUGUUGAGAAAUCAACCAACUGACAGAAGUGCAAAGGACAAGACUAUCCAAGGUCUCCGUUGCUGUGCGUGGGCUUUCUCCACUUGCGUACGCAGGAUCAGUUUGACCUCUGGAGGAGCUGGAAGCUGAAUAACUAAGGUCAGCCACGUGGCUGCUCCAUGCCUGUGAGACCUGACCCUCACCGCAAGCCCUGGGCAUGAAGUCUCAGAAAAGAUUUGAAGCUCAGAGAAGCCACAUUUUGCCCAAGAUGAAAGAACUAGCAAGAACAAGGGCCACAGCUGUCUAGCUAAUACAGGAGUGACCAGGUCCCCUGCCAGGGAGAACAAGAAAGGCCCACGUGGACUUUGCUGGAAACUGAGGUGCAAGCAACACUAGACUGGAGGAAUGAAGAUCAUGACAAGGAUGUUGAUACAUUCCCCCAAAGCCACGGACCCAGAUAAAAACUCCUGCUUUCCAGUUCCGACAUUGGAAGAUGACGAUGCAGUUGAUACAUGAAGAAGCACAAAUUGGACAGCUGACCCUAAUAAAUCAUAGAGGAGGAACAGGUGACAAGCACACACUCGUACCCAUGUGACUUCACUUCUACCAGCUCGCUCCAGCACAGGACAAGCGGCAGGUGUGGGUCACCCGCCCCUGUGGCAAGCCGCUGACAUGGUGAGAAGGACAGAGCAGAGGCAGGACCGGGCUGUGCUGAUCUGAUAAGAGGAUUAAGUUUCGGCUUCCCUCCCACCAUCCCUGAUGCCCUCGGACUAAGCAGCUGCCCCAGCUCAGCUCUUCCUCAGAUGCAAAACGUCUCUCUGCCCAGUUUCUGAGAGCCAAGGACGUUCCAGUUGUGGCAGAAGGAGCUCAUGAUGGUGGAUUCUUAACCACUGCGCACCAGGGAAGUCCUGGAAGCACUGAGUCUUAACCACUGGAACACCAGCCCCUUCCCAGGAGAGGCUCAAAGCCCGGAGCGACGGAAUCUGCGGAGCGGGACACAAAGCACAACCGCCAGAGCCGAGCAUGCGCAGUAGCCCGGCCCAGCCCGGCCGCUCUCGCCGCUGGGGGAGGGUCAUCCGAGCCUGACGUCCGCGACGCCGUCGUCAGCGCCCCGGGAAGAGGAGGGCGAAGACUCCAUCCGCCAUGUUGGAUGCCGCAGAUUCGCCAUAACCGCGCCGGCUCUUUUCUUAAAAAAAUAAAAAUAAAAAGCGAAGCAUCAGCGGAGCGCCCCGCCUUCUCGGUCGGCGCGGGAGGGGGCCCGGAAGAGCCCGAAGCUUUUUUUUCCUCCGCGGUGGGGGCGUUGCCAUGGAGACGCGGGCGGCAGAAAACCCAGCCAUCUUCAUGUGUAAAUGUUGUAACCUUUUCUCACCAAGUCAAUCGGAACUCCUCUCCCACGUUUCUGAGAAGCACGCAGAAGAGGGGGUUAAUGUGGAUGAGAUCAUCAUUCCCCUGAGGCCUCUGAGUACCCCUGAACCCACCAACCCAGGCAAAACCGGAGAUGAGUUUUCGGUCAUGAAGAGGAAGAGAGGCAGGCCAAAGGGGUCCACGAAGAAGGCCAGCCCCGAAGAGGAACUGGCGGAAAACAACGUUAUUCCCAGCGGGGACAGCCCGCGGGCCCCGGAGGGAGGGGGCAGCUUGGCUCCCAGCAGCCUGGAGUGCAGCAAGUGCUGCCGGAAGUUCUCCAACCCACGCCAGCUGAGGAAGCAUAUCUGCAUCAUCGUGCUGAACCUGGGCGAGGAGGAGGGAGAGGCAGGUAACGAAUCUGACCUUGAACUGGAGAAGAAGUAUAAGGAAGAUGAUCAAGAAAAGGCCCCGAAGAGACUGCGGACUCAGAGAGUGGAGAAAGUCCAGAAGGUCUGCUCGGGAAAAGAGGCCGCGCAGAUCUCCGGAGCCAAGAAGCCCAUCAUAAGUGUGGUUUUAACAGCUCACGAAGUGAUUCCAGGUGCUACCAAGAUUGUUCCGGUGGAGGCUGGGCCCCCGGAAACAGGAGCUGCAGACCCCGAGGCUGCGGCGGCUGACCUGGCGCCCCGGAGGGGGUACCAGGAGUACGCCAUCCAGCAGACACCCUAUGAGCAGCCCAUGAAGUCGAGCAGGCUCGGGCCCACCCAGCUCAAGAUCUUCACCUGUGAGUACUGCAACAAGGUCUUCAAGUUCAAGCACUCGCUGCAGGCCCACCUGCGGAUCCACACCAACGAGAAGCCGUACAAGUGCUCCCAGUGCAGCUACGCCAGCGCCAUCAAGGCCAACCUCAACGUGCACCUGCGCAAGCACACGGGCGAGAAGUUCGCCUGCGACUGCUGUUCCUUCACCUGCCUGAGCAAGGGCCACCUCAAGGUGCACGUGGAGCGGGUACACAAGAAGAUCAAGCAGCACUGCCGCUUCUGCAAGAAGAAGUACUCCGACGUGAAGAACCUCAUCAAGCACAUCCGCGACGCACACGACCCGCAGGACCACAAGGUCCAGGAGGCCCUGGACGAGCUCUGCCUGAUGACGAGGGAGGGCAAGCGGCAGCUGCUCUACGACUGCCACAUCUGCGAGCGCAAGUUCAAGAACGAGCUGGACCGCGACCGCCACAUGCUGGUCCACGGUGACAAGUGGCCCUUCGCCUGCGAGCUCUGCGGCCAUGGGGCCACCAAGUACCAGGCGCUGGAGCUGCACGUCAGGAAGCACCCGUUCGUGUACGUCUGCGCCCUCUGCCUCAAGAAGUUCGUCAGCUCCAUCCGCCUGCGCGCCCACAUCAAGGAGGCGCACGGGGCCGCCCAGGAGACCCUGGUCUUCACCAGCUCCAUCAACCAGAGCUUCUGCCUCCUGGGGCCCGGCGGGGACAUCCAGCAGGAGGCCCUGGGCGGGCAGCUGCAGCUGGCGGAAGAGGAGUUUGUGUUCCAGGGGGUGAACGCACCCAAGGAGGCGGCCGGCGCUGGGGACGCUCGUCCCGAGGAGGGGUCCGAGGUGCCCGCCGCGCCCGUGCGCUCGGCCGCCGCCCAGGCCGACAGCGCCGCCCCAGCACCCUGCGAGCCGGCGGCCUCCGCGGUGUCCUCGGACCUUCGUCCGCGCGCGGCGGUUUCCGAUGAGCUCCUGUUGAAGAGCGACCCCUCCUCUGCCGAGGCUCUGGCUGCCCCGGAGAAGAACUUGCACACCCAGCAGGGAGGCCCCAUGCCAGCUCAGGGCCAGGACGCCGCACCACUGCUGUCCAAGGCCAGAGGCGCCGCAGCAAAGCCGGAAGCCCAGGGCGCCGAGAGCCCCCCGGCUGAAGGGCAGCACGUGGCUGCCCUCCCAUCCGACGGCCCAGAUGCCGGCAGGGGUCUCAGGGCAAACCCAGCCGAGGCCUCAGACCCUCCUCCGGGAGCUGGUGGGAGGGACGCGGCCCUGUGCCGGCCUGACUCUCGCACGCCCGCCCCCGAGCACCGCGCGGGCAUCACUGCGUUCAUGAAGAUCCUGGACAGUUUACAGAAGAGGCGCAUGAAUACCGGCCUGUGCGAGAGGAUCCGGAAGGUGUACGGCGACCUGGAGUGCGAAUACUGUGGCAAACUUUUUUGGUACCAAGUGCAUUUUGACAUGCAUGUCCGCACCCACACCCGGGAACAUCUGUAUUAUUGCUCCCAGUGUCAUUAUUCUUCCAUCACCAAAAACUGCCUUAAACGCCAUGUAAUUCAGAAACACAGUAACAUCUUGCUGAAGUGUCCCACUGACGGCUGUGACUACUCGACUCCAGAUAAAUAUAAGCUGCAGGCACAUCUUAAAGUUCACACAGAGCUGGACAAAAGGAGUUAUUCUUGUCCUGUGUGUGAAAAGUCUUUUUCAGAAGAUCGAUUGAUAAAGUCACAUAUCAAGACCAACCAUCCCGAGGUUUCCAUGAGCACCAUUUCCGAGGUUCUCGGGAGGAGGGUGCAGCUGAAAGGGCUCAUCGGAAAGAGAGCCAUGAAAUGCCCGUAUUGUGAUUUCUAUUUCAUGAAGAAUGGCUCAGACCUUCAGCGUCAUAUUUGGGCUCAUGAAGGUGUGAAGCCCUUCAAAUGUUCUUUGUGUGAGUAUGCAACUCGUAGCAAGAGUAACCUCAAGGCUCAUAUGAAUCGUCAUAGCACUGAGAAGACCCACCUAUGUGACAUGUGUGGCAAGAAAUUCAAAUCAAAAGGGACACUGAAAAGCCACAAGCUCCUUCACACUGCUGACGGGAAGCAGUUCAAGUGCACGGUGUGCGACUACACAGCAGCCCAGAAGCCACAGCUGCUGCGGCACAUGGAGCAACACGCCUCCUUCAAGCCUUUCCGCUGCGCUCACUGCCACUACUCGUGCAACAUCUCGGGCUCCCUGAAGCGGCACUACAACAGGAAACACCCCAACGAGGAGUACACCAACGUGGGCACCGGGGAGCUGGCGGCCGACGCGCUCAUCCAGCAAGGUUGUUUGAAGUGUCCUGUGUGCAGCUUCGUUUAUGGCACCAAAUGGGAGUUCAACAGGCACUUGAAGAACAAGCACGGCCUGAAGUUGGUGGAGAACGAAGGAGAUCCCAAGUGGGAGCCAGCAACGGAAGCUCCGGAGGAGCCCUCCACCCAGUACCUGCACAUCACCGAAGCCGAAGAGGAUGUCCAGGGCACGCAGGCAGCAGUGGCUGCCCUCCAGGACCUGAGAUACACCUCAGAGAGCGGUGACCGGCUUGACCCCACGGCUGUAAACAUCCUCCAGCAGAUCAUCGAGCUGGGCACCGAGACCCACGAUGCCACUGCCGUUGCCUCGGUGGUCGCCAUGGCGCCCGGGACGGUGACAGUCGUGAAGCAGGUCACGGACGAGGAGCCCAGUUCCAACCGCACGGUCAUGAUCCAGGAGACCCUCCAGCAGGCCGCCGUGGAGCUGGCCGAGCAGCAUCACUUGGUGGUGUCCUCCGACGACGUGGAGGGCAUUGAGACGGUGACCGUCUACACGCAGGGCGGGGAGGCCUCGGAGUUCAUCGUCUACGUGCAGGAGGCCAUGCAGCCUGUGGAGGAGCAGGCCGUGGGGCAGCCGGCCCCGGAGCUCUAGGGGGCACGCGGCGUGGGACAGCACCACGGGGCAGGGCUGCCGGCCUCUGCGGAGCCGCCGGGACACGCAGGGCGGGGCGGCCCCAGGGCAGUGCUCUCCGCAGCGCCCUCCUCUGCGCUGUCCGCCCCGGCGGCCGCGUUGGGGCUCUCCUGGCCCCGCUUUGGGUGGGCGAGGGGUCAGCGUCACCAGCGACACAGGGCGCUGCCCCCGGCACAGGCACACACACCUUCCCCCGCGUCGUCUGCUUCCAGGAGGACCUGUGCCUCAACUCCCCAGACACGGCCCAUACCGCAUAGCCCCUUUGCUUCAAGCGUCGAACAGAGACCCCCAGUCCUCAUCAGCGUCUUCCCUGAAUCACAGCCCAACUCCUUGACCCCCGUCUAGGUGCCGGCUCUUUACCUGGGACUGGUCUGCAGCCUGGUAACCAGGAGACAGCUGUCAGAGAAAGUGACCUUACGGUUUUUGAAUCACCUGUGAGAGAAGAGCGGGGAGGGGUUAUCUACACAGUUCUACCCUCCUCAAGCAUCAAGGGCGCUUAUUAUCAUGUGAAGUAACUAUGGUUUGAUGGCCCUCCUGCUCCCAUCACAGGUGGUGGUCUCAGCUUACUAUCUUGGAAUUCUUUUGCUUUUAAAAUAAAUGCACUUUCUCCUAUUCACCUCCUGCUCUGAGGAGGUGGGGUGGAUAGAAUAAAAGCAUUCUCUGCCUGAGUACUUCUGCUCCUCUGUUAGGUUGGUGGGUUUACCUUUCCCCUUCCCAAAUCAGAAUCUUGGAUCUGGACCCCACCCAGCACCACCUCCUCUGAGACCCAGGACCGCCCCCUCUGAGACCCAGCACCUUCCCCUCUGAGACCCAGCACCUUCCCCUCUGAGACCCAGCACCUCCCCCUCUGAGACCCAGCACCUCCCUCUCUGAGACCCAGCACCACCCACUCUGAGACCCAGCACCUCCCCCUCUGAGACCCAGCACCUCCCCCUCUGAGACCCAAGCGCUUAAAAUGUGACAGUGAUGCUCGUUCUCCCUCUGAAGCACUAGCCUUGCUUUGGGGCCACUGUUUGAGGUUAACGGUCUUACGCCCCACGUCCUGGCGCCUCGCAUUGGGUUUGCCGCAGCCCCUUCCCACCUCGGGAGGAGCAGUAAACCGACAGUCAGGAGCCUUUGUGAUGCUCUCUAGUCCGACUGACCUUUUUAGUCCUGGUGCUCGUGAUAAAUCCCAUAUCUUUUGGCGCCUCUGCCGUGUGACAGCUUUGUGGAGGCACCGAGGCGAGUCCUACUGCCCCCGUCCAGCCCCGGGGUCUCCUGACAUUGUCACCCAGCAUCCAGCUCACUGAGGUCAAGAUCUUUUUUCUAUCAAAUGAAAUUUUAUUUAAUUUAUAGUGAUUCUAACCAAUUGUUUGAAUAAACCAUCCUUUUAAGUUGUAAAUUACCAA